CCGCUCUUGCAACACCAACCCCGCCACUCUCCCUUCCCCUCCUACCUCUUCUCCCCUCAGCUUUAAUUUUCUCUGAGUUUUCCGAACUCUGGCUCAUGAUCGGGCCUACUGGGUACGAGGUCCUGGAGGACCGUACCCCGAUCUCUCUCUACCUCUGACUUUCAGCUUCUCCAACCCGAGGCCCAGGCUGCCAUCACCUGGGCCACCUGGUCGGAUCGUCUUACUUCAUUCACCAGCGUUGACAAUUGCUGCCCUGUCUCCAGCCCCAAUGGGGGAGUGAGAGGCCACUGCCGGCCGGACAUGGGUCGCCCCACCGUGCCUGGCCUCCUGCUGUCACUGGUGCUCCUGGCUCUGCUGGUGGGGAUACACCUGUCAGGGGUCACUGGACUGGUCCCUUCUCUUGGUGACCGGGAGAAGAGGGAUAGUUUGUGUCCCCAGGGAAAGUAUGCCCAUCCUAAGAAUAAUUCCAUCUGUUGCACCAAAUGCCACAAAGGAACGUACUUGGUGAGUGACUGUCCACUGCCAGGGCGGGAAACAGUCUGCAGGGAGUGUGACAAAGGCACCUUUACGGCUUCCCAGAACCAUGUCAGACAGUGUCUCAGUUGCAAGACAUGUCGGAAAGAAAUGUUCCAGGUGGAGAUUUCUCCUUGCAGAGCUGACAAGGACACGGUGUGUGGCUGUAAGGAGAACCAGUUCCAGCGCUACCUGAGUGAGACGCACUUCCAGUGCGUGGACUGCAGCCCCUGCUUCAAUGGCACCGUGACAAUCCCCUGUAAAGAGAAUCAGAACACCGUGUGUAACUGCCAUGCAGGAUUCUUUCUAAGCGGAAAUGAGUGUGUCUCUUGCAGCCACUGCAAGAAAAAUCAGGAGUGUAUGAAGUUGUGCCUACCUCCAGUUGCAAAUGUCACAACCCCCCAGGACACAGGUACUGCGGUGCUGUUGCCCCUGGUUAUUUUCCUAGGUCUUUGCCUUUUAUCCUUCAUCUUCAUCACUUUAAUGUGCAGAUAUCCCCGGUGGAUACCCAACGCCUGCUCCAUCAUUUGUAGGGAUUCAGCGCCUGUCAAAGAGAUGGAGGUCGAAGGAGUUGUUACUAAGCCCCUAACUCAAGCCCCUCCCCCAGCCUUCAGCCCCACCCCCAGCUUCAACCCCACUCUGAACUUCAGCUCAACCCCAGGAUUUAGUCCUCCUGUCUCCAGUACCCCCGCCAGCCCCAUCUUCGGUCCUAGUAACUGGCACAACUUUAUGCUACCUGUAAAAGAGGUGGUCCCAACCCAGGGUGCUGACCCUCUCCUCUAUGGACCAUUCAACUCCGUGCCAGUCACCACUCCUUCUCAGAAAUGGGAAGACUCCGCCCACCCACCACAUCCUGACACUGCAGACCUUACGACGCUAUAUGCUGUGGUGGAUGAAGUGCCUCCGGAGCGCUGGAGGGAGUUCAUGCGGUUCCUGGGGCUGAGCGAACACGAGAUCAAGCGGCUGGAGAUGCAGAACAACGGGAUCUGCCUGCGCGAGGCUCAGUACAGCAUGCUGGAAGCCUGGCGGCGGUGUACGCCGCGACACGAGGCCACGCUAGACGUAGUGGGCCGCGUGCUUUGCAAAAUGAACCUGAAUGGGUGCCUAGAGAAUAUCCGUGAGGCUCUGAAAAGAUCCGCCAACUCGUCUACGACCGUCCUCCCGGGAUAAGGCCACACCCUCCACCUCAGGAGAGGGACUUGAAGACCCAUCCUGCUAAAUGCUCUACUUCCCUGUGAACCUCUUCUGUGGGUGAAAAGGAGGCAAGGGUCUCUAAGGGGCAGGCUCGAGCCUUCCUUGGUGCUACCGACUUGGUGUACAUAGUUUUUCUCAGUCGCCGAGGACUGCCUGAGCCAGCCACUUGUGCAUGGCAGGGAAAUGUGCCAUCUGCUCCCGGCCAGAGGAGGGUGCCAAAAACCAGAACAGAUGAUUGUAGAGGGAAGGCACAAUAUAUUUGAUACCCACUUGGGAUGCACGGCGCCCAAGCAAAGCUUCUCAGGGCCUCCUCAGUCGAUUUCUGGGCCUUUUCUACAGUAGAUAAGCAAUCUUUGUAUCAAUUAUAUCACACUAAUGGAUGAAUUGUCUAAGGUAGGGGCAAGCACAGAACAGUGGGGUCUCCAGCUGGAGCCCUCGACUCUUGUAAAUACACUAAAAGUGUAAAAAUGA
Messenger RNA from Arvicanthis niloticus (Nile rat), 2178 nucleotides. RefSeq names its product TNF receptor superfamily member 1A (gene Tnfrsf1a). Gene Ontology annotation, molecular function: tumor necrosis factor receptor activity; tumor necrosis factor binding. The record is from RefSeq and is a predicted model, not a curated record. NCBI's taxonomy places the organism in Eukaryota, Metazoa, Chordata, Mammalia, Rodentia, Muridae. Gene Ontology annotation, cellular component: signaling receptor complex; membrane raft. Gene Ontology annotation, biological process: prostaglandin metabolic process; inflammatory response; tumor necrosis factor-mediated signaling pathway.